Messenger RNA from Ylistrum balloti, 1245 nucleotides. RefSeq lists its product as uncharacterized. The record is from RefSeq and is a predicted model, not a curated record. The transcript is spliced from 9 exons. NCBI's taxonomy places the organism in Eukaryota, Metazoa, Mollusca, Bivalvia, Pectinida, Pectinidae. Bases 1 to 1227 code for a protein of 408 amino acids.
AUGGAGUACUCCAUCACAAACACCUGGGACGGACGCCCUCUUAGUGGGGAGUAUGACCCUGUUCGUAUGACCUUGAGUACUGCUAGCAAUGGUGAGGAUCUCAACAUUCAUGUUGAUGCUCCAUUCUUUGGGGACCAGCCGGUUCCUCCAUUGGGAAAACCAGGAGAGCCAUGCGACGAACUUUGGUUAUAUGAAGUGGUAGAGGCCUUCUUUCUGAAUGAUAAUGAUGACUAUUUGGAAAUUGAGCUGUCACCAUAUGGACAACAUUUCAACCUUGUUCUACAUGGUGAGAUGAAUUUAGUAAAGAAAAUGUUGCCAUGCAUCUUCACUGCUAGUAUCCAAGGAAACCGCUGGACGGGCGAUGCAAUUUUUCCAGCUGCUCACUUCCCAAAAUGUGUCACUAAGUUUAAUGCAUUUGCAAUGCAUGGUCCCCAACCUGACCGAGUGUAUGAGGCCCUGUAUCCAGUUCCUACUGGCAAAUAUGAACUUCCAUAUUUUCACAACUUGUCAGUUUUUGAGCCGAUAGACAUGAGGAGCAUCCUUCCUAAUAACUACACUGACCAGUACAAGUCUGAACUAUGGGAUGAGAUUCUCAGUGAGAAGUCUUUGUCCUUCUGUAUCAAUACGACUUGGGAUGGUCAGCCACUCGGAAUCAAGUACCGCCCAGCGAAACUGACACUGACCGCUGUAGACGACGGUCUGUGUAUCAGCGUUGAUGCUGAAUUCUUCGAUGACAAGCCUGUUCCUGAUGCCGAGCCAGGUGCUGCAUGCUGGGAACUGUGGAACCAUGAAGUCGUGGAAGCCUUCUUUCUGAAUGAUGAUGGUGACUAUUUGGAAAUAGAACUCUCGCCACAUGGACAACACUUGAAUUUGCUGUUGAGUGGAGUCAGAAAUAUUGUAAAGAAAGAAUUACCCUGUAAGUAUAAAGUGACCAUCCAAGACAGUGGACGCUGGAUAGGAGAGGCGGUCUUCCCCAUCAGCUACUUCCCUCCAAGUGUCACCAAGUUCAAUGCCUUUGCUAUCCAUGGUAGUGAGCCAGAUCGUGUGUAUGAAGCCCUGUAUCCAGUACCAGCAGGAUCAGCCAAACAACCAGAUUUCCACAACUUGUCUGUGUUUGAACCGAUUGACCUGAAGGGUUUACUGCCGUCUCUCUACACUGACCAGUACAAAUCUGACCUUUGGGAUGAAGUGAAGUCUCAUUCGCAGUCAAAGAAAACCAAAGUAUAAUGAAGUUGAUAGUGAUGU